AGUUACAAUUUCCACUUUUUGGACCACUGUGUAGCCUGAUUGAAAGCCCAUCCUUUCCACCGUCUCCGUCUGAUUUCCCCGAGAAAGUCGCAGAAAUUGGAAAUUUUGGAAGACCUGAGAUUCUGAAAUCAGUCACCACUCCCACCUUCAACUACUAUUAAGCUUCAGGACUUUCCAUCUAUAUUUUUCUUCACUUUCUCAGGAACCAAACGUACAGUCUUUUCAGUUUUUUUGAAGCGUUGGCAUUGUUCAGAACAGCGAUGAAGAAACCUCAAAUAGGCCGAUGUGUUUGGGUUGCCGGCGCUCUUCUCGCCGUCUUCGUCGCUUUGGCACUGAAUUCGGAAAUGAGUACAGUGAUCUAUCCCUUCGGCCGCGUUAGCAAAUCUUGCAGUUGUUCUCAGGGCAUACAUAAAUAUAGCGGGAAAGUGGAGGACUGUUGUUGUGAUUAUGAGACUGUGGACCGUCUUAAUGAGGAAGUGUUGAAUCCAUUGCUUCAAGAACUCGUUAAAACUCCAUUUUUUAGAUAUUUCAAGGUUAAGUUAUGGUGUGACUGCCCUUUCUGGCCCGAUGAUGGUAUGUGCCGUUUGAGAGAUUGCAGUGUUUGUGAAUGCCCAGAAAACGAGUUUCCGGCAUUAUUUAAGAAGCCUUUCAGUCGUGGACUUUCAUCAGAUGAUCUUGUUUGCCAAGAGGGAAAGCCACAGGCUGCUGUUGACCAUACAAUAGAUACCAAAGCUUUCAGAGGCUGGAUAGAAAUUGACAACCCAUGGACAAAUGAUGACGAGACAGACAAUGCUGAGAUGACAUAUGUAAAUCUUCAACUGAACCCUGAACGUUAUACUGGUUAUACUGGUCCAUCUGCUAGAAGGAUAUGGGAUGCUAUUUACACAGAGAACUGUCCCAAAUAUCCAUCUGGAGAGUUUUGCCAGGAGAAAAUAAUAUUGUACAAAUUGAUAUCUGGUCUUCACUCCUCCAUUUCGAUUCACAUAGCUGCUGAUUAUCUGCUUGAUGAAGUAAAAAACCUGUGGGGUCAAAAUCUUACGUUGAUGUAUGACCGGGUCUUAAGACACCCAGAUCGUGUCGGAAACUUGUACUUCACUUUUCUCUUUGUUCUUCGAGCUGUGACAAAAGCUGCAGAUUACUUGGAGCAGGCUGAGUACGAAACUGGUAACCCUGUGGAGGACCUCAAAUCACAGUCCUUGAUGAGACAGCUACUUUACAAUCCCAAACUACAAGCUGCAUGCCCACUCCCAUUUGAUGAAGCUAAGUUAUGGAAAGGCCAAAGUGGACCUGAAUUAAAGCAACAAAUACAAAGGCAGUUCAAAAACAUUAGUGCAUUGAUGGACUGUGUGGGAUGUGAAAAGUGCCGUCUUUGGGGAAAGCUUCAGGUGCUUGGUCUUGGUACUGCAUUGAAAAUCCUUUUCUCUGUCGAUGGUCAGGAGAGCUUGGAUCAGAUUCUGCAGCUACAGCACAAUGAAGUGAUUGCCUUGAUGAACCUACUGAGUCGUCUUUCUGAAUCUAUUAAAUCUGUCCACGAUAUGGCUCCCCCAGUUGAAGCAAUCAUGGAAGGACAAAUUUCUGCAUCUACAUAUCAAAGUAGGCCAUGGCGAAGGAUAUGGGCAUCUUUAGUUGGACAUAGGUGACACAUAUUCUGGUAAUCUGUCAGCAUUGAUACUUGAUGUAGCUAAAGAGGGAGGUUCUCUUUAUUGAGAUGUACUUGCAGGGGAGGGUAACAAACUGUUCAGAUCUAUAUGCGCCGUGUAGGUGGGGUCUUAAAAGUAACAUCCCCAUGUAAAUAUUACAUUGUAUGUGUAGAUGUAAGAAGUUUUUUGAAAAACAAGGUGAUAAAUUUGUAUGUUACUGGACUUGAACUUUCCAGAACUAUAUUCAGAGCAUAAUAUAUAUAUAUAUAUAUAUAUAUAUAUAUAUGAUCUUGUUGUUUUA
Cornus florida is the source of this 1941-nucleotide messenger RNA. RefSeq names its product endoplasmic reticulum oxidoreductin-1-like. Gene Ontology annotation, biological process: protein folding in endoplasmic reticulum. The transcript is spliced from 9 exons. The record is from RefSeq and is a predicted model, not a curated record. Bases 261 to 1640 code for a protein of 459 amino acids. Gene Ontology annotation, cellular component: endoplasmic reticulum membrane; endoplasmic reticulum. Gene Ontology annotation, molecular function: thiol oxidase activity; FAD binding; protein-disulfide reductase activity. Lineage: Eukaryota; Viridiplantae; Streptophyta; Magnoliopsida; Cornales; Cornaceae.